GAAGUUGUCGGUUGAAAGGGACGCUAACUUCAAGAAGGAUCAUUUAUUUUGGUUAGAAGCCAGCUAUUUCUGAUAUAAAACGAAUUUUAUUUACAGUAGAUGUCGUGAAACAGCAACUUGCAAGGAUGGCUCGUGCAUUCCAAGUUCAAGUUUCUGACAGCUAGCCAGUUAGCAGUAUUUUAGCUAACUGGCUAACUACUUUUAAUGGCGUGUUCUUUGAUCUACUAAUGCAAUACUGUAGAUAUAGACAAUGUUCACCAAUCUAUGCUGGAUAGCUAGUACUAUUAUGUUAAAAAGUUAAGCAGUAGCGUGUCGUCCAGAGUUUUCUUGUCGAUUACUUUAGCUGUUAGCAUUACUGCAUGCAUCCCAGCUUUUGUUGUGAUCUUGGCAGUGUGCUAGCUAGAUAGUUAGCCAAUUGAACUGAUCUGUGGGAGUUCCUAAAGUUAGACCGCGGAAAUCUGCUAACGUUACACCUUGAACGAUUUACUGUACAGUAUUUGUGUUUUGGUACAAGUCAUCGCCAGUUAAUUGGCCGAUCAACUGGAUAACUAACAUCUAUAUCAACACGGCUCACAGGAUGUUGGGGGAGUGCGGUAUGAAAGAACGGGAAAAGCAGGUGCUGAAGAAGCGCUCCGUUGCGCUCUGCAAAGAGAUGGUUGUGGACGAGUUACUCGUUCAGUUCCUUCAGGCAGAAAACAUUCUUACUGAAAACAUGGCAGAAAGUAUUCUGGGUAAAGAGACGUCCCAAAAGCGAAGCUGGCAUUUGCUGUCCAUCCUGCCCAAGCGAGGACCAAGAGCCUUCAGCUGUUUUUGCACAGCUCUCAGGGAAACAGAGCAGGAUCACCUGUACGAGCUCCUCACAAGCUGCCCAGAGAAAGAGAGGUGCUUUGAGACCCGCUUGCCUCUUCCUGUUCAGGAGUGCCCAGUGCCUGCCAAGAGGGCCAGACCUAAUGAUUCCAUGGAAACGUGUCUGGAUGCCGACUGCCCUGUUAACACAGUCUUACAGCCAUGCACACCGGAGUUCUAUGACUCCCACUGCCAACAGGCGUACAGAAUGCAGUCCUCGCCCAGAGGGCUGGCCCUGGUACUUAGCAACGUGACCUUUGACCCGUCUGUGUCUGAUUUUGAGACGCGGCGGGGAGGCGAGGUGGAUGAGGAGGUGCUGACAAAGCUCUUUGAGGAGCUGAACUUCCGUGUGGACAUCCGCAAGGACCUCACCGCGCAGAGCAUGCGCGAGCGUAUAGAGCAGUUUAGCCAGCGGCCAGAGCACCGUGAGCUGGACUGUUGUGCCGUGUGUCUGCUGUCCCACGGGAAGGAGGGAGGCGUCUACGGGACGGACGGAGAGCUGCUGGAGCUGGACUGGGUGUUCGAGGCCUUCAAUAACGCCCACUGCCCCCAGCUGCAGAACAAACCAAAGAUGUUUUUCAUCCAAGCCUGCAGAGGAGAGGAGAUGGACAACGGUGUGGACCAAUUGGAUGGCUCUGAGCGAACCCAGUCGCCGGGCUGUGAGCAGAGGGAUGCUGGGAGAGACGAAGAAGGCGAACGACAGAACAGAGAGAGAGAGGAGAGGGAACGAGAGAGACUCCGGAUCAAGCUUCCCCAGCGCUCCGACAUGAUCUGCGGCUUUGCCACUCUCAAAGGUUGGGGCACGGCGGCCAUGCGUAACACUAAGAAAGGAUCCUGGUACAUUCAGGAGCUCAACACAGCCAUCCGACAGAGCGCCAGAGACACACACCUGUCUGACAUCAUGGUGCAGGUGAAUGGCCGUAUAAAGGAGAGAGAAGGUUAUGCUCCAGGCUCAGCUCACCAUCGCUGCAAAGAGAUGUCAGAGUUCACCAGCUCGCUUUGCAAAGAUCUGUUCCUCUUCCCCAAGUACUGCCCACCCAGCUGAACUCUCUCUCUCUCUCACACACACACACACACCACAUUCCAGAGCCAUUUGCCUCCCACACACACUCCUUAUGCAAUGCCAUUCAUUAAGUUUUUCCAUCUAGACAUUCCACGAUACACUCAUCCAGAUUCAAGACCAACAGAAGUUGCAUUCAUGAAUGCUUUUUGCUGUGCCAAAAUUCUCACACACUUACACACACACACACACACACACACUUGUUUACUCACAUUUAAGAGAGAAAUCAAGGAGCUUACUCAAACAUGCUGAAUGUGCCAUUUUAAUGCAGCUUACAUAUGGAUACAGUGAAAAGUUCUACAUUUUUACCAGUUUCAUAUAUCGGCAUUCUUUCCUCACCAGUAAGAAAGUGAUGCCGAUGAGUGAUAGGAAAUAUUAUUUUCCAAAUUUUCUAAAAUAAUUUUACACUGUUGUUUUUAUUAUAUUUUAUAAUGUUUUUGUAACUGUUUUACAUGAGGUGCGCUCUUUUGUACGGUUGUGUCUGUGUCCUUAGUUCAUUCUCUCUCUCUCUCUCUCUCUCUCUCUCUCUCUCUCUCUCUCUCUCUCUCUCUCUCUCUCUCUCUCUCUCUCUCUCUCUCUCUCUCUCUCUCUCUCUCUCUCUCCUAUUCUCUCUCUCUCUCUCUCUCUCUCUCUAUACGCUCUUUGUACUGCCAUUCCUACACACACAUUCACCCCAGUUUGACCAUCAGUUUGACCAUCAGUUUGACCAUCAGUUUGACCAACCUCGUUGUGCAUAAUGUAAGCAGUGUAAGCUGACCAGCCCUUGUAUCUUUGUGGAUGCACCGUUGAAGUGCUUCUAAGCUCUGAUGGGGUUAAGCAGACGCACGCAGCUGCAUAGUGCUGCUCAUGUAUUACCAUGGACCUGGACCGAACAGAAGCAUCCAUUUGUGUUUUAAAGCAGGAUCUGUACUCAGUAUGUAUGUAAAUAAGAUUUUAUUUGGCCUUAUUCUACGGUCCAUUUAGGCAGUAAGUGUACUGCCCCAGUAUUCUCCUAAAUGCCCCCUGUACAGUUGACUUCCAACUACCCCAGCUGUCACAGCUAUUUUCUGUAUUUUUUCACAAUUUACCUUUAAUUUCUUAGAUUUUAACAAGACUAUUCAUGAGACCGUUGUUUUUUUGUCUGUUGUCAAAUCUAUUUUUGUAUUUUGUUGUUAUUGAUCCCUUCAUUUAAUUUUUAUUUCACCUAAUGGGCAUUUUUGCUUCCUGAAAUGAAAUAUGCAAUAUGAA
Molecule: messenger RNA, 3133 nt
Organism: Alosa sapidissima (American shad)
Lineage: Eukaryota; Metazoa; Chordata; Actinopteri; Clupeiformes; Clupeidae
Gene: casp2
Product: caspase 2, apoptosis-related cysteine peptidase
Exons: 11
Coding region: 578-1891 (437 amino acids)
Biological process (GO): proteolysis; regulation of apoptotic process
Molecular function (GO): cysteine-type endopeptidase activity
Source: RefSeq, a predicted model, not a curated record